Molecule: messenger RNA, 1326 nt
Organism: Camellia sinensis
Lineage: Eukaryota; Viridiplantae; Streptophyta; Magnoliopsida; Ericales; Theaceae
Source: RefSeq, a predicted model, not a curated record
AUGACUUCGAGUAUGAUUUGUGGGUUAAUUUCAAGUGAGGUUCGUAAUAAGGCUUUGACAUCAGUUAGUGAGGUGGUUUGUGAUUUCAAGGACUAUUAUGGAGCAGAAAUUUCUUAUCGGCGAGCUUGGAUAGGUGUUGAAAAAAUAAGGAAUGUUGUUUUUGGUGACUAUUCAUCUUUAUUUGACAAUCUUCGUUGGUAUGUUGAUGUUGCUAAUAAUUGUAAUUCGGGGAAUGUUUUUUAUAUGAAAUUUGAUAUUGAUAGUAAAAGAAGACAUUUCAAAUGCUUGUUUUUCGCUUUUGAGGCAUGUAUUCAUGGUUUCAAGUAUUGUCGGCCUGUGUUGAUACUUGAUGAAACUUUCUUCAAAGGAAGACACAAAGGUUGUUUAUUGGCUGCUACGGCAAAAGACAGUAACCAAGGUUUAUAUCCGUUAUGUUUUGCCAUUGUUGAUAGUGAACGUUAUGACAAUUGGCAUUGGUUCUUAUCAAAAUUAUUUGUUAUUUUGACUCUGGGAAGGGAUAUUGCGUUUGUUACUGAUCGGCAUGGAGGUUUGCUGAAAGCUUUAGCUGAGGUCUUUCUGUUUUCUUCUCAUUCUUUUUGUCUAAUGCAUUUGAAGACAAACUCGAAGACUUAUUUGUCAAUGAAUAGUCGCGAAUCUAAACAGUAUUUGCUCACUCUUUUUAGUAGAUGUGCAUAUGCUCCUACUAUUGAGUUGUUUAAUGAGCUAUUUGAAGAAUUUAAGAGUCGUUGUGGUCAUAGUGUUCAGAAGUUUCUUGAGGAUUUGCUUAAUGAGUGUUGGUGUAACGCUUAUUUUCAAGGCAAGACGUAUGAUGAAAUGUGCACAAAUGCUGCGGAAUCUUUUAAUUCAUGGAUUAGGGAUAAGCGCCAUUUGUUUUCAACUAAUCUUGUUGAUGCUAUACGGGUGAAACUAAUGGAGCAAUUUUUAAAAAUGAGAGAAGUUGGAAAUAAGUGGAAUCGAUUUAUAAUGAUGGAAAAUUGUUUGUUUCUUAUGUGCAAGUUUAGAGGUGUGACAUUGGUUAUCAAGUAUAAUGAUGGGUUUAAAUUCAAGGAUUUAGUAUAUAAAUUGUGUGCAAAGCGGAGUGAGUUAGUUGGUAGUUCUUUGAAUAUAUCGUAUUCAAUGCCUGGACAUUCUUGUUAUGGUCUACAAAGUGAAGAGGAUUUGGAGGUUAUGGUUGGACUCGCACUUUCUUGUGAUAUUCAUCGUAUUGAUGUUUUGGUUAAGUGUUGUUCUUUGAGUGAAGGUUAUAUGAUUUUUGAUGGUGGAACUGGUAGUAGUAGUAGUGUUAUCUUCUUUUCGUACAAUUAA